Hyaloscypha bicolor E is the source of this 921-nucleotide messenger RNA. RefSeq names its product Pre-mRNA-splicing factor syf-2. NCBI's taxonomy places the organism in Eukaryota, Fungi, Ascomycota, Leotiomycetes, Helotiales, Hyaloscyphaceae. The transcript is spliced from 2 exons. Gene Ontology annotation, cellular component: catalytic step 2 spliceosome; Prp19 complex; post-mRNA release spliceosomal complex. The record is from RefSeq and is a predicted model, not a curated record. Bases 1 to 921 code for a protein of 306 amino acids.
AUGCCACCAGCAAAGAAGCGCAAGACUCGGGCGACCGCUGAAGCAAAAGAACAAGAGAAUACGAACCCUCCGGAUCCAGAGCCCUCAGCUGCCCAAGAGGUGCCCUCAUCAUCCACAUUUACGUCGGAAGCAGCACCAGCGCAGGCAGAGUCCUCAACCUCUUCAGCUUCAGAUGCCGCAGCCAAAGCGAAAGAGCGUAUGGAGAGAUUCAAGGCCCUUCAAGCACGCGCCAAAACUGGUGCUCAGAAGAACUUGAAGGAAGCAACUCUCGAAUCGCAGCGCCUAGCAACCGAUCCGAACCUCCUGACUUCUUUAAACCGCAAAUCCGCGAUCGCUUCGCAUAAUCUGCUCAAGGCAGACACUGAGGCAGCAGGCGAGGACUUUGAGCGCAAGCGGGCUUGGGACUGGACUAUUGAGGAGAGCGAGAGAUGGGACAAGCGGCUGAAGAAGAAAGAGGCACAUCGAGAUGAUCAGGCUUUCCAGGAUUAUCGACAAGAUAGCAGGAAAGUUUAUAAGCGACAAAUUGGGAAUCUGAAGCCGGAUAUGGAUCGCUACGAAAAGGAGAAGAUGGCAGCUGUGGAGAGGGCUGCUGCCAGUGGAGGCUUGGAGAUUGUCGAGACGGACGAUGGGGAGCUAGUUGCGGUCGAUAAGGAUGGCACGUUCUAUUCUACAGCUGACUCAACGGGUUUCGUGGAACAUAAGCCACCGAAGGACGCCGUUGAUAGACUGGUGAAGGACUUGCAGCAGGCAGAGGAUGCGAGAUUGAAGAAGAGGAAGGAGAGGAUGGGACAGAAUGGGGAAGAUGGAGAUGUCACGUACAUCAAUGAGAAGAAUAAGCAGUUCAACCAGAAGCUGAACAGGUUCUACAACAAGUACACCGCAGAAAUUCGGGACAGUUUCGAGCGUGGUACCAUGAUAUAG